Corylus avellana is the source of this 4089-nucleotide messenger RNA. RefSeq names its product phytochrome E (gene PHYE). Lineage: Eukaryota; Viridiplantae; Streptophyta; Magnoliopsida; Fagales; Betulaceae. Gene Ontology annotation, biological process: red, far-red light phototransduction; protein-tetrapyrrole linkage; detection of visible light. Gene Ontology annotation, molecular function: photoreceptor activity; protein homodimerization activity; phosphorelay sensor kinase activity. The record is from RefSeq and is a predicted model, not a curated record.
AAACAAACGAGAGAGAGAGAGAGAGAGAGUGACCCAGAGAAAAAUGAGAGGAAGAGAGUGAGUGUGCGUGUGGGCGCGCGCCUAAUAAUAGUCUAAUCAGAAGAAGAAAAAAAAGAGAAUUUAGUUCAUAAAAAGGGGUAGGGGGGUUGAUUAGGAAGGAGCUGAUAGCGCGUUUAGAGGAUAACCCCAAGGUGCAAAAAAUGAAAGAGACGUGUAGAAGGUACAAGGAGAAGAAUCAAGCAACAGAAGAAGAAAGUACAGUGAUGAUAAAGAUCCAGCUACUUGAGCUCCUCGUAUGCCCACCUGAGUUUCUGGGAAAAACCCAUCAAGCAGAGCCCUCAAAAUGGGGGUGGGAGGCGGAGAGAGAGGCACAACAACCUUCUCGUCUUCAGCUGCAAGCAACAACAACAUCAUGAGGCCCAACACCACCAACACCAACACCAACGACAGAAGAGACAAAGCAAUUGUUCAGUACAAUGCUGACGCUGGGCUCAUGGCUGAGUUUGAGCAGUCGGCGGUGUCUGGUAAGUCUUUUAACUACUCUAGAUCAGUAUUGCAUGCUCCACAAUCUGUGCCUGAAGAACAAAUAAUUGCAUAUCUGUCUCGAAUCCAAAGGGGUGGUACGAUUCAGCCCUUUGGUUGUAUGCUGGCGAUUGAGGAACCCACUUUUAGAAUUAUCGGUUAUAGUGAGAAUUGCGUGCGAUUGUUGGGUUUAGACAGCCAAUUUGAGUCAAAAGAAUUAAAGGGUCUGAUUGGGGUCGAUGCUAGAACCUUGUUUAGCCCUUCUUCGGGGGCUUCGUUGACAAAAGCUGCCUCAUCUAGAGAGAUUUCACUGUUAAACCCCAUUUGGGUCUACCCUAGGAGUAUCCAGAAGCCAUUUUAUGCUAUACUGCAUAGAAUUGAUGUGGGAAUUGUCAUUGAUUUGGAGCCUGCACAGUCGGGUGAUCCCGCAUUGUCCCUUGCGGGGGCAGUGCAGUCGCAGAAACUGGCUGUGCGGGCAAUAUCUAGGCUGCAGUCACUCCCGGGGGGAAAUAUUGGUGUGUUAUGUGAUACAGUUGUGGAGGAUGUUCAAAAGCUCACUGGGUAUGACAGGGUUAUGGUCUAUAAGUUCCAUGAUGAUGAUCAUGGCGAAGUUGUAUCUGAAAUCAGAAGGUCAGAUUUAGAACCGUACUUGGGUUUACAUUAUCCUGCUACGGAUAUCCCUCAAGCUGCUCGCUUCUUAUUCAAGCAAAAUCGAGUGCGGAUGAUUUGUGAUUGCCAUGCAAAUCCCGUUAGGGUCAUUCAAAGUAAAGAACUAAAGCAGCCUCUUUGUUUGGUCAAUUCAACACUGCGGUCACCUCAUGGCUGCCACAUGCAAUAUAUGGGUAAUAUGGGCUCCCUUGCCUCAUUGGCGAUGGCAAUUAUUAUCAAUGGUAAUGACUCAUCGAAGCUUUGGGGGUUGGUCGUGUGCCACCACACUUCCUCCCGCUAUGUUCCUUUUCCCCUUCGCUAUGCUUGUGAGUUCCUUAUGCAGGCAUUUGGAAUUCAGCUAUACAUGGAGCUUCAAUUGGCAUCACAAUUGGUGGAGAAGAAAAUUCUCAGGACACAAACCUUACUAUGUGACAUGCUGCUCAGGGAUGCCCCAUUUGGUAUUGUGACACAAUCUCCUAGUAUCAUGGAUCUAGUUAAGUGUGAUGGGGCUGCAUUGUAUUAUGGCGGGAAAUGUUGGUCAUUGGGUGUAACUCCAACUGAAUCACAGGUGAAAGAUAUUGUGGAGUGGCUGCUCACUAAUCAUGGAGAUUCCACAGGGCUGAGUACUGAUAGUUUGGCCAAUGCUGGUUACCUUGGUGCUGCUUUACUAGGUGAUGAAGUUUGUGGCAUGGCUACUGCAAGAAUCACUUCCAAGGAUUUCUUGUUCUGGUUCAGGUCUCACACUGCAAAGGAAGUAAAAUGGGGAGGAGCUAAGCAUCAUCCAGAGGAUAAAGAUGACAACGGAAAAAUGCACCCUAGAUCGUCAUUUAUAGCUUUUCUUGAAGUAGCAAAAAGUAGAAGUAUGCCUUGGGAGGUUUCAGAAAUUAAUGCUAUUCAUUCUCUGCAACUUAUUAUGAGAGACUCAUUUCAGGAUAUGGAGGACAACAGUUCUAAGGCAUUAAAUAACAUUGAGCAGAAUGAUACUGAGAUGCAGGGGAUGGAUGAACUCAGUUCAGUGGCAUGUGAAAUGGUUAGAUUGAUUGAGUCAGCAACAGUUCCUAUUUUUGGGGUUGAUUCAGCUGGUCUCAUCAAUGGAUGGAAUGGAAAAGUUGCUGAAUUGACAGGACUGCAAGCUAGUGACGCCAUGGGGAAGCCCCUGGUCAAUGAAAUUGUUCAUGAGGACUCACGUAAAACUGUUGAAUAUCUUAUACGCAGAGCUUUGCGAGGUGAGGAGGACAAAAACAUAGAGUUAAGAUUGAGGAACUUUGGGCUUGAUCAGCAAAAGUCAAUUGUUUACAUUAUGGCCAAUACCUGCACAAGCAGGGAUUACACAAACAAUAUUGUUGGGGUGUGCUUUGUGGGUCAAGAUAUUACAUGUGAGAAAGAAGUUAUGGAUAAGUUUAUCCGUUUGCAAGGGGAUUAUAAGGCUAUCAUACAAAGUCUGAAUCCAUUGAUUCCACCCAUAUUUGCUUCUGAUGAGAAUGCCUGCUGCUCGGAAUGGAAUGCAGCCAUGGAAAAACUAACUGGUUUUAGGAGAGAAGAAGUUAUGGGUAAAAUGCUUCCUGGGGAAAUCUUUGGAGGAUUCUGUCAGCUGAAAGGUCAAGAUACACUAACUAAGUUCAUGAUUUUAUUAUAUCGAGGAAUUAGUGGUCAAGAUACCGAGAAGUUCCCUUAUGGGUUUUUUGAUAAAAAUGGAAAAUUUGUAGAGGUAUUCUUAACAGCAAACAAGAGGACUGAUGCAGGUGGCAAUGUAGUUGGCUGUUUCUGCUUCUUACAGAUUGUUGUUCCUGACCUGCAGCUGGCCUUAGAAGGAUGCAGGGAAGAGGAUAGAGAAGAAUUUUCAAAAUUGAAGGAGUUGGCUUACAUACGACAAGAGAUGAAAAAUCCUCUAAAUGGUAUUCGCUUUACCCACAGACUCCUCGAAAAUACAACUGUUUCAGAACAUCAGAAGCAAUUUCUUGACAUUAGUGAUGCAUGUGAAAGACAGAUCAUGACAAUCAUCGAGGAUAUGGAUUUCAGAAGUAUGGAGGAAGGUAGCUCGCAGCUAAACAUGGAAGAAUUUCUCUUGGGAAAUGUUUUGGAUGCCAUUGUUAGUCAAGUCAUGAUCUUGCUGAGAGAAAGGAGCUUACAGCUUUUUCAUGAGGUUCCAGAUGAAAUGAGAACACUAUCUCUAUAUGGCGAUAAAAUUAGGCUUCAACUGGUCCUGGCAGAUUUCUUGCUUAAUGUGGUGCAUCAUACACCUUCUCCUGAUGGCUGGGUGCAGAUCAAAAUUUCACCUGGUUUGAAGCUUAUACAGGAUGGCAAUGAAUUUAUUCGUUUACAAUUCAGAAUGAGUCACCCUGGCCAAGGCCUUCCUUCUGCUCUUAUCCAAGACAUGUUUGAGGGAGGAAACCAGUGGACAACACAGGAAGGCUUAGGUCUCAACCUCUCUCGGAAACUUCUCAACAGGAUGAAUGGUCAGGUUCAUUAUGUUAGAGAGCAUAAUAAAUGUUAUUUCCUCAUUGAUCUUGAACUUAAACAAGCAAAGAAAGCUAAAGAGGGUAACAGGCAGUUAAAAGCAGGAUGACCCAACUUUCCUGAACCACUCUUAAAAGGAGUCAGGAAGAUUAUCUGCACUGGCACCUCAAUUAUGGCUAUCUGUGUUGAGAAAAUUCUCGUAAACCCUUCAUGGUUUGUCAAAAAUAACUCCUUCCCAUGUACCAACUGUUUCUUCGUUAUAUGCUGGCAAUGUGUAAAAUUUUAGUGUUAAUAUGUGUAAAUAUAUUCUCCUGUCUAAAUAGAUGUGUAGGAGGCAAUGUGUCAGGUUAAAUAUUGGAGGAGUGUAGUAUGAAUGUCUGUUUAAGUUUACCUUUACAGUCUUUCUUUUGAAGAAUCUAAGCUGUAAUCUUCGCAAACUGUGGCAAGCUUUUUUAGCAUCAA